Messenger RNA from Hydractinia symbiolongicarpus, 1673 nucleotides. RefSeq lists its product as uncharacterized. The transcript is spliced from 9 exons. Lineage: Eukaryota; Metazoa; Cnidaria; Hydrozoa; Anthoathecata; Hydractiniidae. Gene Ontology annotation, molecular function: oxidoreductase activity. Bases 47 to 1297 code for a protein of 416 amino acids. The record is from RefSeq and is a predicted model, not a curated record.
UCCCCUAUUUAUUUUAUAUAGUAUAUAUAUUAAGACUGUUUUUAAGAUGAGUAUGUUAGUUCGCAAAAAUCCGGAGUGGCUUUCAGGUUUAUUAAAGCAAAACAGUUUCACUCAUGAGUCAUAUUACAAGGAGAUUAGACAUAACCACAAGCCGCAUGGUAUAUGCGCAUUGGCAUAUCUUGGCUUUUCUGAAGAACGGACACGCAGCUACAUUAAUGAGCUCAACAAACACAUACCAGAAUUGAAGGCGGAUAAACCACUUACUGAACGAGCGUUAAUAGAUUAUGUGAAGUCUGUCAAACUAAUCGAUUAUCGAGGCAAGAACAAUGGAUUUUACGCCAUGAAAGAAAAAUAUGAAGAUUUGUUAAAAAACAAAUACAACGGCGAUGUUAUCAAAAUGAUUAAGGACGUCGUACCAGCUAUCAUUGAUGGACCGCUGUACAGCGCAUUUCAUGGUAGUAUUUCAAUUGCGUACGGUUACCUUGGAAACAGCCCUGAAACAAUGCUGGAAGGAUUGAUAUUCAUGGACCAACAGUAUUCUCCCAUGUUGUCCGAUGAACCGGACCACCACAAAAGAAAAGAUUUGAGUAACUUUGGCCGUGGAAAGACGAAUAUUUUAGACAUUUUUCAAAAACUUCAUGACAACAAGGAGCUGGUGAAGGAGCUGAAAGAAGAAGAAGAGAAAGAUAAAAAGUUCCGAGUUGACACCCAUAUGGCUGGUGUUUAUGGGUGGCCUGCACCCAAGUACCAUGGAGAGUACUUCCUUGACAUGGCAGAUGAUAUUCAAUUUCCAGAAUGGUUUGACCCGGAAAAAGAAGACAUGGAUCAGUUGUUCCGUGUUGUUGAUUGGCUCGGUGACAACGCUGUUGUUGUGUAUGUCAAAGCUGAGACAAAAAAUGAUUUCUUUCUGCUUCAUGGAAUAACAGGUUCUUGGUCAUACAGACAGAUCUGUCAUCUUUUUGAUUACAAGACUGCUUUGCGUGGCCUCCGUGCAUUGGUUGCAGGUCUUCUCGCAGUCUAUAUGACCCAACAAGCUCCAGCAUUGUCUCGCUCACCAGAAGAAUUUUUUGAAGGUGAAGUUAAUCAAGCAAAAUGGGACGCGUUCAUGAAGGAGUUACUGGAAGAUGAAACAAAUUAUGAAAUGCACGCGUUGAAGGUGAUACAAUGUUGUUACGAAUUUUGGUUGAAGCGUCCAGAAAUGGGGAAUUAUUACUACGCAGCAGCUGUUAUUGCGAAACGUUAUUUUUUCUCCUUUGGGGACGAGGUGACAUUUCCGAAUAAUGAUUUAUCAGCCUAAUGUUUCCACCAUCACUUUCUGCACCUGCGUAGGAGAGUAAAAUGGUUAUUGCUCUUUAUCAUGGUGAUUUGGCUACUGGUUAUUCUAUAUGCAGUACAUCAUCGAUGAUCGCUCCAACAUCUUCGUCUCCGUUUACGGUUUUUCUUUGCGACUUGUAACUCCUUCCUGUUCAUGUUUUAUACAUUUACGUUUUUUGUUAUGACUUUUCUAUUUUUUGUUAGGUUUUUUACGUUUCCUAAUUAGUGGAAAUUAUCUACAUAUCUACUUCGACAACUUUUUUGUCUGGAAGAUGUAAAAAGUUUUACUUCUGCUACUAAAUAUAUUUUAUUUGCCCCUCUAACACGAAUUUUUAUAAAUAAAGUUUUAUUUUUUCUGA